AUGGAGAAUGCUUCUUACCAGUCAAAAAAUGAAACUAGUGCUAUGGAAAAGUUUUUCUUGAGUAUGUGCGAUACCACAUGCCAAUUGCCGGAAUAUUUGCAAAUGAGAAUACAGCGCCAAAUAUUUAACAUUGUAAUGGAAGCCAAAGAGCAACAUUUAAUGAGAUCAAACUACUCAGACAAUUCUCCAGGUUGUUCAGUUUAUAAUUCACCGGUGGUACUCCUUUCAAACUACAAAACAGGAAUCUACCUACUCUACGACCAGUUUCCGCACAAUCAUCUUACACCUCACCAACACCUGAAGUGUACAAUAUCCCUGACGCAAUGCAAAGUCAAAAUACAGAUUCGGCAGAACAAUCUCUGA
Pieris macdunnoughi is the source of this 363-nucleotide messenger RNA. Lineage: Eukaryota; Metazoa; Arthropoda; Insecta; Lepidoptera; Pieridae. The record is from the annotation of a GenBank genome assembly.